This is a messenger RNA of Malus domestica (apple), 1571 nucleotides long. Lineage: Eukaryota; Viridiplantae; Streptophyta; Magnoliopsida; Rosales; Rosaceae. The record is from RefSeq and is a predicted model, not a curated record.
CAAAGUCAACAAAUGCCGUGAAGGUAAAAAGGUAUUUGAACCAUAAAAAACCCGAUUCUUGGAUCAGCUUCAUAAAUUCGACACUGGAAUGAAUAUUCUUCCGAUUACAUCUUCUCUUUAACCACUGUGAGUUAACCCAUUUAUUCUACUUCCAGCUUAAUCUUUGAGCUUUGUUAGCUGGGUUGGUUCUGUUAAUUUCCACAACUACGGGGUUUUCUGAAAUUUGAGAUGGGGAAUUCUCUAAUUAUUCCGUUAAUUUUUGAGUGAUGUCUCUGAAAUUUGAGAUGGGUUUUGUUUUUUCUUGAUGUGGAAAGUAAAGGUCUUGAAUUUGCUGUAAACGGUUGUUGUUUCAAUGGGUGAGACAGAGGUGACCACGACGAACGUAAACGUUGGCAAGAACGAGAGAAAUGGGCAGCUCAAGGCCUUUGAUCUGGCGUUUUCCAAAGCGUUGUUGCAGGUUCCUCAGAAGCUGCAAAAUUGUGUAAAGUCGCAGCUAAGGAGACUGGUAAAGGAUGACGGAGUGAAAACGGUGAGCUGUCUACCGAAAAAGGCUGCAUCUUUGGAGCUUGACUUGGAGAAGCAGUUGCAAGCAUGGAGAGAAAAUCCUUCUUGGGUUGAUCAACCACCAGAUAUGAAGAUUCAACUGGCAACAGCUCUCUCUUUGGAAACUGAAGAGGAAGUGAUAUCCAGAAACGUUUUGGUCGAUGAAGGUCAUAGGCAGGUCGUUGAACUGGAGCAAGCUGCUAUAUGGAAGUUUCUUUGGUGGUCAGGGACCUUUGCGGUUCAUGUUUUAGUAGAUCAAAACAGAAAAGAUCACUCAAUGAAGUUCAAGCAAAUCAAAACAGGGUUUAUGGAGAAAUUUGAAGGCUGCUGGAGAAUGGAACCUCUUUUUGUCGAUGAAAAGACCUGCUUUCCGUUCAAACCCAAGACAUGGGCAGAUUAUAAUUCUUGCACAGGAGGCAAAGGAAGGAUCGGUUCAAAGUUGAGCUUGGAGCAACUGAUCCAGCCAUCUAUAGUUCCACCCCCACCUAUUUCUUGGUACCUACGGGGAAUCACCAGCAAGACUACUGAGAUGCUGAUAAACGACAUGCUUGCGGAAGCUGCCAGAUUACGAGGAGAGUUAAAUCCUGAAGAGUCUAAUAAAGAGAACGAAAUGUCUCAGGACAGGGAAGUACUUAGUCGCGUUGAUAAUGUAUCUGACAUCAAAGAAAGAUGGGCUUUGCACAGGAGGAACGCAAAGCAAUGCCAUCGGAGGCUACCGCCUGUCAAAUGAUCGAAUUCUGUUGAGUUAGUAAUCAAUGCCAGCAUUUAUCCCUAUUCGUUAUGAUUGAAAUUGAUACGUAAUACCGUCAAUAAUCCGUCGAGUGUAGUGGCCUUUGCGCUGUGUAUCAACUCCUCUUCCUUUCGACGAGGGUGGAGGAUGAGAUCGAGGAUGAUUCAAUCCCCAUGUAUGUUGUACAUUCUGAUUGCCUGUCAGAAACUGUUUGUUGCGUCUGUCUUGUACGUUAAUGUUGUAAUGGCAUUGAAAGAAGAUGUUAUAAUUUGCACUAAACAUUAUGUUUUUGUGGUCA